AUGCUCAAGGCAGCCCUCCUCCUGGCCAUCCUGGCCAUCCUCUCCGUCGCCGCCACCGCCGCCCCGAUGGACCAGCUCCUCCUCGCCGAGGAGGAGCUCAGCGCCCUGGUCGACUCGGCCUCCCACCCCUGCAUCCGGCCGCUGCAGGACUUCGCCCAGCAAAUUUCCGGCAGCCGGCGCUGCGACCGCAGCGCCCUCAACUCGGCCGCCAGCUACGGCAAGUGCACGGUCGAGAAGGCCAACAAAUUCGACGGCAAGACCAUCAAGGAUCUGACCACCGCCUUCGAGGACUGCUCCACCAUGGUCACCAAGCACCGCGACUGGUGCCGCAAGCACGAGCCCGACUCCCAGGCCGCCAAGGCCGACCUCUCCAACUACAAGUGCCCCACUCGCUACCAGACCGAGUCCAAGAACAAGAGCUUCCCCAAGAAGGGCUGCGACAACAUGGCCCUCGACAAGCUGGACGCCCGCUUCCGCAAGCACUGCAUCCAGGGCGGCUUCGCCGGGGUGACCCUCGACUCGCUGUGCAACAAGAAGAAGUGCAUCGACACCCUUGUGGCCAUCCACGAGUGCACCAUGGACCGCUACUCCUCCCCGCACUCGGUUUGCCAGCUCCUCCACAACACCUACUCCUUCGAGGUCUUCUGCCCGCAGGACACCGCCGGCCACAAGGCCUUCUCCAAGAUCGACUGCGAGCCGCAGUACGCCUGGGACGAGGACAAGGACUUCGUCAAGAUCGAGAAGUAGCCGGGCGUCCUGGCGCUGCUGGCCGCUGUGCUCCGAAAGGGAGACAAACAAAAUACACCAAUCCACACAUAUACACGCCUGCUGGCCGGUGUGCACACGCGCG
Molecule: messenger RNA, 850 nt
Organism: Fonticula alba
Lineage: Eukaryota; Rotosphaerida; Fonticulaceae
Exons: 1
Coding region: 1-747 (248 amino acids)
Source: RefSeq, a predicted model, not a curated record